Messenger RNA from Poeciliopsis prolifica (blackstripe livebearer), 2962 nucleotides. RefSeq lists its product as uncharacterized. The coding region runs from base 15 to 2861 and encodes 948 amino acids. The transcript has 20 exons. The record is from RefSeq and is a predicted model, not a curated record. NCBI's taxonomy places the organism in Eukaryota, Metazoa, Chordata, Actinopteri, Cyprinodontiformes, Poeciliidae.
UCCUGGAUGUGGAGAUGGGCAUCUGCCGGUGUGAGCGAUAUGUGUCCGCAGAGGAGAUUUGCAAUACUUCUUGCCUCUUCAGGCUGCCUCAGCUGUCUGCCGAGCUCAUGCAAAACGGCGACCUGCAGCUCAGCGUUAGAGAAAGAAACAGCAGGGUCUGGGCAAGGAAGAUAGAAAAUGUUUUGGGUCCUGAUAUCCACGCACAGACAUCUGGAAGAGUACACUUAGUACAGUUUACCUCUGAAGGACUCUUUGGUUGGAUUCCCCUCCAAAAAGAUCUUGUCAAUCUUUUCCUUUCAGAACCAAUUAAUAUUGAUAUAAAUAAAAGCUCUAGAAAGAGGAGAAACACUGAAGAUGAUGAGAAUAAAGCUGAUGCCCUUCCUCGGAUCCCGAACCCUAUCGCCUGCCUUUCCUUGGGUGACAUGCUCGUUUUUCAUCUUACCAUCAACCACACUGCUCGCCCUCUAAGCCACUUCCCAGUGUACCAGAAGGACCACCUGUUCAACAGUAACCCAAGCUGGGACUUUGGAGCCUUCAGACAUCUGCAGAUCCUCAUGAAGCAAACACAAUUCAACUCUUCUAUGUUUGCCCAUGUCUUUUCAGAAGCAGGAAAGUAUGUGUUUGUGGACAGUGUCGUCCCCGAGUGGAGCAUUGUUGUGGUGGUCAGUGGGGAGGGGACAGAAUGUGACACCAGGGCUGCUGCGUUUCAACCCAUGACUCCAGGACACUUGGUCAAAUACGGGAUUGUAAAAAAUCACCGCCUCAACCUUCUGCCUGACUGGGGACUCAUUGUUGGGAUCCUGAGUCUGCUGUUGGUCCUAGUUGUAGUCCUGACCACAACUGUGCUGGUUCUUCGGCCCAGCAAAGCGAAACUCGUUCCCCACUGGAAGAUAAGACCAAAGUGGCGCAGCCUUGGAGAGCCUUUUUGCCCAGCUGAGUGUGUUUGCAGUAGAGAAAGCAUAACUGUCCAGAGUCAAGGCGGCGUUCUUGCCAGUCGAGGUGAAGGUGAGGGAGCAGAAGCUGAGGAAUCUGCAGUCAUAAAGGGAGGAAGUGUGUCAGGUUGCCUGGAUCUGGAGGAGUUUAAUGUGAAGACUCUUUAUGACAAACUAGAGGACCAGAACCUCCACAUCGCCGCCCAGCUGGCCAGACAUCGCAAAGACAUGCAGGAAUUUUAUAGAAAUAUAUGCCAGCAGGCUGAAUCACUGAAGGAUGUGUUUGAAAAUAUGGAUAGUAAAAACCUGAGUCUCCUUAAAAAGAUUCUAGUCCAUAAUGUGAGGAAGGAUGUGUUAUCACACACACAUAUCGGAGAGGGAGACAACCAAGACAUUUCCACCAGCCAAGCUGAGGCCUCUGUGUCUUUACUGGGAGCUGUUCUUAGAUCAGUCGAAGGUCUUUUAUGCAAGCUGACAGCAGAAGCUUGGCAGAACCAGGAUCUGCGUGGUCUUCCAUAUUGUCAUGGUUCAAGAGAGUCUGAGGCUCAGGUUGUAUAUAUGCAACCUGGUAACACCAAUAUGUGUUUUACACAGAGCUCAUCAAUGUCUAUGAAUAAAGGAGAAGCUAUUUAUCAUGAGACAGGCUGCGCACAGACAGCUGCUCCUUGUUUCAGUGAAGACAAUCUAUCCAAAUUGGUCACCGUGUCUCCUUUGUUCAAAACUCUGCAGGAGAUUCAGCAGUCUUUACAACAGCUUACCGCAGAUGAGUCACAUAAGCAUUCCCAUGAAGAAACGGGGCCUUCGUUCCAAGAGAACCACAAAGGACGUCUAAUUCCAACUGCACUGGACAGCCUGUCUCCACAGUAUUCGGCAGUUUACCUUUUUGGUUGUCAUGUGGUGCAGUGGCUUGCAGAUUCCUCCAUGUUCCCCUCUGUGCUUCUUUUACUGGCAAAGUCGAUUCCGUUUUGCUCAUCUUCCUCUAAUGAGAAUCCCCUGGCUCAUUUCACUGGGGACUUCUAUUUUGAUUCAACCAAUCAAAUCCUUUAUCUGUCGGAGGCAAAGCUUCAGCAUGUGGGACACUUUAUUGCUGUCAUUCUGCUGUCCAUGGCCCACAUAGCAGUAGGAUCCAAACCCCAGAGGUUUCUGCAAGCUCUGCAUGAAGCCAUUUCAGCUGUAAGCCUUCAGCUGUUCAACCUUUCUUUUAAAUGGAGCCCAGCAGAGCCUAAUUUUGAUGCAUUAGGUGGGCGGCACGGGGCAUUAGUGGAGCAAUUUCUCAAUAUCAGAGUUCCCUCUGAAGCACGCUUCACUGAGCCCCUAUUAGCUAGAAGACUUGAGAAAUAUAAGUAUUUUAAGCUGGAAGAUCUUAUCUGCAACCUCAAACAAAGAUCAACUCCAAAUACAGGUUUACCACCAAAUGGGACACCAGUGCAGAUGUCAUGUGUAGAGGAAGAAAUUGACCGCAUGAGUGAAUCUUUCCUGCAGCUAAGCAUGCAGAUGCAGAGGAGAUCUCAAAUAAGCUCAAAGGAGAGCGAGAACGGUGCUUCAGAAAAGGCGAGGGAAACAUCGGCAAGCACGCCAAGCCUGAGUCGUAACGGAACAAUCCUGUUGGAGCUGAAGAGAUGUUAUGUGUCACAGCGACUCAACGAGCUGCAAACCACAUUAAACCAAAUGAGACGUUGUCAGCUGCGUGAUGACGAGCCGAGAGACGGAACAAAAGGCAGCGAGGAAAGUGACGAUGGCUCCGAUCAGCACAGAGAAAAGGAGCAUGAUCCUGCCACGGAUUGCCGCGGUCCUCCAGACCACCUGCGGAGCGCCGCUCUUUCGGCUGGUCAGAAACUCAGCCCACGCAGCCCAGAGAGCAGCGGUCUAUUAAAUGAUAAAGCGGAGAGUUAUAUUUCCGACCAGCUCUGUUCAGACCAAGAAUCCUGACAUUUUAAUGGAUCAAACUUUCCAGCGCACCAAAGAUCAACUCCAUUAAAAAAAAUCCCCCAGGAAAUUUAAAGCCUAAUAGACAAACCUAAAGGAAAAUA